AUGUUUGUCAGAUUUGUGCGAUCCUUGGCAACUCAAGCUACUCCCAAGUUACAGGAUGUCACCAUCAUUGGCGGUGGACCCGCGGGACUCACUCUUCUUACGGCAUUGAAAACUUCACCCAAUUUGAAACACUUGAAAUGCACACUAGUUGAAGGUUUUUCUUUAGACAAAGUACGAGAUUUCUAUCUGGACCCACCAACAGACUAUACAAACCGUAUAGUUUCUUUGACGCCCAAGUCAAUUGAGUUUAUGAACAAGUUGGGAAGCUGGGACUAUAUACACGAAGACAGGGUGAAGGAUUACGAUGGAAUAACCGCAUAUGACUCGCAAGAUGCGUCUGCAAGAAUGCUGCUUGAUAUUACCUCAAUUGGGCAAGAUACUUUGGCUUCUAUGUGCGAGGUUAUUAAUAUCCAAAGUUCUCUCUUGGCGAGAUUGGAAGAGUUGAAACAAGUUGAGAGUGACGAGAGCAAUACUGAUGCGUCAUCGGCGGGCUUUGACAUUCUUGAUGGCACUAAAGUUGUUGAAAUCGUUAGCCCCGCAGAAACGUUAGUUGAUUUGGAGAACCACGAUUUAAAUCAACCCGAUCCUACGGUGGGGAAUAGCAAGCUUGAUUGGCCAGUGGUUAAACUUUCGAAUGGUGAAUCCAUACAAACACGUUUGUUGAUUGGUGCAGAUGGAUACAAUUCACCGGUGAGGAAGUUUGCCGAAAUAGAAAGUCGAGGAUGGGCUUAUAACCGCUUUGGGGUGGUUGCAUGUAUUAAAUUGCAAUAUGAAGAUUUUAGGUCCGUGGGAUGGCAGAGAUUCCUCACUACUGGUCCUUUGGCAAUUUUACCUUUAACUGAAGAUAAUGCGACUAUUGUAUGGUCCAGCACCCCGCAAUUGAGCGAGUUACUACUUAAAGUUAACGAGGCUAUAUUCCCCCACUUGGUGACGGCAGGUAUGGUGCUUGAGGAAGUUGACCUCAAUUAUAUUUACAAAGUGUUGGAGAAAGACCCCAACGACUUUUCUGUUUUGAAGGAGAUUGAGUGGAGAUUAUCCAAAUUCAAGGCAAGAGACUUGGAAGAAAACUAUCCGUUGCCAGUGGUUGAACUUGUCCCCAAUACAAGAGCCCGGUUCCCACUAAAAAUGUCGCACGCAGACACAUACAUUGCUCCUCGAGUAGCAUUGAUUGGAGAUGCAGCACACACUAUACAUCCACUUGCUGGACAAGGGUUGAACAUGGGUCAAACUGAUGUUGCUGCAUUAAUUAAUGCGUUAGAGAAGGGCGUAAGCAGAGGAAUGGAUAUUGGGUCUACACUCGUGUUGGAGGAAUAUGUUGCAAAUGCAUGGCCAGGGAAUCAUGUGCUAUUGGGCGCAUGUGAUAAGUUGCAUAAAAUUUUCUCAACAGACUUUUACCCUCUUGUAGUUGCCAGAGGAUUGGGAAUGAAAAGUUUAAAUUACUUUGACGACGUGAAGGGAGUGAUGAUGAAGAUGAUUAGUGGUAGAUAG
Molecule: messenger RNA, 1488 nt
Organism: Lodderomyces elongisporus
Lineage: Eukaryota; Fungi; Ascomycota; Pichiomycetes; Serinales; Debaryomycetaceae
Gene: COQ6
Product: putative N,N-dimethylaniline monooxygenase
Exons: 1
Coding region: 1-1488 (495 amino acids)
Biological process (GO): ubiquinone biosynthetic process
Cellular component (GO): mitochondrion
Molecular function (GO): 2-octaprenyl-6-methoxyphenol hydroxylase activity; FAD binding; oxidoreductase activity, acting on paired donors, with incorporation or reduction of molecular oxygen, NAD(P)H as one donor, and incorporation of one atom of oxygen
Source: RefSeq, a predicted model, not a curated record